Messenger RNA from Physella acuta, 583 nucleotides. RefSeq lists its product as uncharacterized. The record is from RefSeq and is a predicted model, not a curated record. Lineage: Eukaryota; Metazoa; Mollusca; Gastropoda; Physidae.
AACUAUCACUAGACUAUGAGUAUCAGUGACUGAGUGAUGUUUGUUUAGUUUAGGAUUGAGGACUACUGAUCUACAUCUAACUCAUGAUUAGAUAUUAUUAGAUAGUCAUGGAAGAUAGCAUUAGUUCGUUUCCUAUCAACAAUAAUAAAACUAAAGAUCUAGAUCUAGGCAAUGUUGAUUACAUAACUUUUGUAUCACUCACUCACAGCUGCAAGUUAAAAGAAGCGCAACUACAAGCAACAAAUCAGGAAAUCAGCGCUGUUGAAAAGGAAGUCAAUGUACUAAGACUUGAAAAACAGUGGUGUUUUGAUGAAAAGGGUAACAGAAUUAUUCCAACAGCUGAGCAGCAGGCAUUAGACAUUUCUCAGAAAUUAGUGUCACAUCCUCACCUUGUUGAAGAUGUUGUCAAAGCUCUAAGAAUGAAGAGAAUAGAUCUACAAAGCAAUUUAACAGAACUCCAAAUGAAACUUAACUUACUGAAAGGAGAUAUUAAAAAGUUGUGAGAAUAAUACAGUACUUGAUCUGUUUCUUUUGUUAUUUGUAAAUGUACUAACAGAAACUUGUAUUAAAAUGUUCUAGUCCU